AUGGCGUUGCGGCUUCUUGCCCUGCAUGGCUUCGGGCAGAAUGCGGAGGUCUUCAUUCAGAAGCGUGCAAAGGAGCUUGUCCGAAAGCUCAAGGGCACUGCUGUCCUUCACGCCAUCGACGCGCCGCACCCGCUGCCCUACGAUGCCACCCUGAGAGGAUGGUGGCUUUACGGCCCGGAGCUCUGGGAUGGCAAAGCAGAGACGAUUCAAGCCUUGGCAGACACCUUGCUACAGCGCCCGAGCUUUCCCCCGCAAGGACUUCAAGAAAGUCUGUCUCUGGUCCUGGCGGAGUGGGAAAAGGGCUACGACGGCAUCCUCGGGUUCUCCCAGGGCGCCAUCCUUGGCGCCGCGCUCUGCGCGGAGCUUCAACGACAGGGCCUCCCACCGCCCAGAUGCGCCGUGCUCAUUUCGGGCUUUGGCAAACCCGUCCCUGAAGGGGUCAUUUUUCCAUCUCAGCCACUGCCGAUUCCAAGCCUCCACAUCUGGGGGGCAGAGGACGACCACAUCCCAGCCUGGGCUAGCGAAGCCUUGGCAAGUCGCUUCGAGGCCGCGAAGACGCACGCCCACGGAGGACAGCAUUUCGUGCCGCAGAAAGCCGCUGAUUUGAAUGUCGUGGUCGACUUCCUCAAGAGCAGUCUCGAUCCGGCGGCCGGCGCCGUUCCGAAGCCGGAGACGGCAGCAGCUGCAACGAAGGCUGCGCUUCCGGUUCCGAGUCGGGCACCCAUGCCUGGACUGGAGGAGCUGAAAAAUGCUUUGUCGGCCUACCGGCCGGCCGCAAGCUGUGGACAGGUCCGUCCCCCUGCAGCGCAGCCAGCAGCCACAGCUGCAGCAGCCGAGUCGACGUCGUACUUGCCUGAGGAGCUGGCACCUCCUGGCACCGGCACCUAUGAAAG
Molecule: messenger RNA, 893 nt
Organism: Symbiodinium sp. CCMP2456
Lineage: Eukaryota; Dinophyceae; Suessiales; Symbiodiniaceae
Source: the annotation of a GenBank genome assembly